This is a messenger RNA of Cladophialophora bantiana CBS 173.52, 276 nucleotides long. RefSeq lists its product as uncharacterized. NCBI's taxonomy places the organism in Eukaryota, Fungi, Ascomycota, Eurotiomycetes, Chaetothyriales, Herpotrichiellaceae. The record is from RefSeq and is a predicted model, not a curated record. The coding region runs from base 1 to 276 and encodes 91 amino acids. The transcript has a single exon.
AUGAAGUCUCGUCCGAGCGAUACUGACCUGCCCACCUUUCUUGGGAGCAGAGAGUCUCCGUUUGUCGCGGAGCGGCCGUUACAGGAACUCGCAGCCGACAUCGAUGCCAUCUUUGGGCUUGAUCCAGACAACUUGGACGUCAUUUUACCACUGACCGCCGAAAAUACUGGUCAUGAUCUCCCCACAAUCAUGCCUGCAUCUGACAUCUUUAUGUCGCUCUUCAAUUACGAUGAUAGGGAGUUUUGGGGAGGACUCACUCCGACAACCUUGGAUUAA